This is a messenger RNA of Ostertagia ostertagi, 1497 nucleotides long. The record is from the annotation of a GenBank genome assembly. NCBI's taxonomy places the organism in Eukaryota, Metazoa, Nematoda, Chromadorea, Rhabditida, Trichostrongylidae.
AUGAGUUCGGCAACGGCGGCGGAUGAGGUGGAAAGAGCAACACAGUUCGUUCUCCAUAGCCUAAAUGACAACGGCAAUGAACUCAUCACGUGCAAAUAUCGACAGGGACAUGCGGUAUCGAUCAUCAAGGCUGUUGUUGGCGUUGCGUUAAAAGUGAUUUCCACGGUCGAUGCGUCAGAGAAGAGUGUGAAAUUGACAAGCGAAGGUAGCGAAAUGGUCGCUAACGGAUCAGCAGAGUACAGAGUUUUUCAACAACUGGGUACCGAUGGAGCUUUGCAAGCUGAUAUUCUGAAACUGCCAUUCGGAAAAGUGGGUGUAAGUAAAGCGUUGGCCUCUGGUUGGAUCAACAUCGACAAAAGUGGCGGAGCUGUCCGCUUGCUCCGAAAAUGUGAUGACGUUGUUGAUACCGUACGUGCUCAGCUGGACGCGCUGAGUCUAGGGAAAGAAGUUGAUGCCAAAGCUAUUGCUGAGCUUAAGAAAAGGAAGCUCGUAUCGGAAGUGCUAACAAAGUACAUCAUUGUAAGAAAAGGCCCGAAUUUCACGACGAACAUCAGCAAACCUGAAGUAGACUUGACUCCGGAAAUGAUUGCUUCCGGUUCAUGGAAAUCGAAAACGUUUAAGCAGUAUAACUUUGAUGCCCUUGGUGUUCAGCCUCCAUGUGGACAUUUGCAUCCGCUGAUGAAGGUUCGGUCAGAGUUCCGGCAAAUUUUCUUCUCGAUGGGUUUUUCGGAAAUGCCAACGAAUCGCUAUGUAGAGAGUUCGUUCUGGAAUUUCGACGCACUUUUCCAACCUCAACAACAUCCAGCAAGGGACGCUCAUGAUACAUUCUUUGUCUCAGAUCCUGCUUUGAGCACCGUCUUUCCGAUGGAUUACCUCGAACGUGUGAAAACAGUUCACUCAAAAGGAGGAUAUGGAUCCGCCGGGUACAACUACGAUUGGAAGAUCGAAGAAGCGCAGAAAAAUGUGUUGCGAACACAUACGACCGCCGUCUCGGCGCGGCUUCUAUACAAGCUUGCUCAAGAAGGUUUCAAACCGACAAAAAUGUUCUCCAUCGAUCGGGUAUUCCGAAAUGAGACUUUGGAUGCAACUCACCUGGCUGAGUUCCAUCAGGUCGAGGGAGUCAUUGCUGAACGCAACUUGUCUCUAGCGCAUUUGAUAGGAGUGUUCACGGAAUUUUUCAAAAAGCUUGGUAUCGAGAACCUUCGUUUCAAGCCAACUUAUAACCCUUACACUGAACCCUCAAUGGAAAUAUUCGCUUAUCAUAAGGGAUUGAAGAAAUGGGUUGAGAUCGGAAAUUCCGGAAUGUUCCGACCAGAGAUGUUGCUGCCAAUGGGAUUGCCUUCGGAUGUGAAUGUGGCAGGGUACGGACUCUCAUUGGAAAGGCCUACAAUGAUUCGUUACGGAAUCGACAAUAUUCGAGAUAUGUUCGGGCCCAAGGUUGACUUGCAGAUGAUCUACAAUGGCCCUAUUUGUCGACUCGACAAGAUUAAAAGCUGA